AUGUUGAGGGCUCUUUACAGUUAUGCUGGGGGGUUCCGUCAAGAAAUUGCACCUGCUCUCUGUUUCAACGGCGCUUUCUGUUCUAGCGAGCUCGAUCCCAAGAACUCUAUGUAUUCGGACACUCGUGUCGACAACAGCGUCAACCGACAAUACGCUUGGCUACAGUGCAACGACCUGAUUAGCGGUUACAUCGUCGGUGCGCCGCAGAAUGAGACUUCGUUAGUAAGUCGCCUUACAACAGCAGAGUUUUUUCUCAAACAGUGCGCUCUGUUCUUUCCUGAUGGUCCGAAUGGAGAAACUUUUGGUGCGAAGAGAGCCCAGACAGCACAUACACUCAACGAGUACACAGGUGGCUGGUGGCCUAAAAAUGCAACACGCAUUAUUUAUAGCAGUGGCGGCCGUGAUGUAUGGCGCGAGAUGGGUGUUGCAGCUCAGCGGCGACCCGGCGGACCAAUGCAAAGUAUACCAGAUCAGGAUGUAGUCGUCCAUGUUAUCGAGAGUGGAUUUCAUCACAGCGAGCUAAUGACGCGCACUGCGGAGAUGCACCUAGAAGUACGUAAAGUGCGAGAUCUUGAGGUUGAACAGAUAUGCAGUUGGGCACAACAAUGGCCAGGCUACCGUUAG
Molecule: messenger RNA, 624 nt
Organism: Bipolaris oryzae ATCC 44560
Lineage: Eukaryota; Fungi; Ascomycota; Dothideomycetes; Pleosporales; Pleosporaceae
Exons: 1
Coding region: 1-624 (207 amino acids)
Biological process (GO): proteolysis
Molecular function (GO): dipeptidyl-peptidase activity; serine-type exopeptidase activity
Source: RefSeq, a predicted model, not a curated record